CUUUUUAGCUAGUGCUACUGGCAGCACAGUGAGCGCACACAAGUGGAUCCCUGUGCGGCUUUUUGGAGACCAUCAUUCCCUCCUCGUGUGUAGGCAGAGUGAGUGUAGCCGUGGACUGAUCUGGCUCAGCGGACUAAUCUAAUCAACGGAAUGCUUCCCCAAGUCGUUGUUCACAGUGAAAACUGAAGUGGUCAAUGUCAACGAUUCCUCCGAGGGCGAUGGGCUGGUGUGCAGGUGAGCCAACGUGAGAACAGGCUCCCCCGUCGGAAGCGCUUCGCACAUGGGAACUGUGUCACUCGACCUUAUCCGCAUUUGGACAGUUUGAAGACAGACUCAGAGACAUGUCAAGAGACAGCAUGACAGCUGUACGAGGAGCCCACUCACACAAUGCUUCCCCUAAAGAGAACGGACACACUGCACCGAGCCCCGCUCAGCCCAGCGCCAACUUUCCCCAUCCCUCUGCGGGGAACACACCCGAUGACACCCCGGUCUCCUCUACCAGCGAGCUGACCCAGACCUGGGUUCACUUCGCUAAAACGUUUGUGCUCAUCUUCCCUAUUUACGCAUUGGGGUAUUUUGAGUUCAGUUUCAGCUGGCUGCUGAUUGGACUUGUUAUCUUUUUCUGGUGGCGGAGAAACACAGGAGGGAAACACAGCCGAGUGAGCCGAGCUCUGGCUUUCUUUGAACAGGAGGAGCGAAGUGCCACGCAGGGUCUGACCACCUCUGAUUUACCACCAUGGGUUCACUUCCCAGAUGUAGAGCGAGUGGAGUGGCUAAACAAGACGGUGAAACAGAUGUGGCCGUACAUCUGUCAGUUUGUGGAGAAACUGUUCCACGAGAUGAUCGAGCCGGCGGUGAAGGAGUCCAACGCCCACCUCAGCACCUUCUGCUUCAGCAAGAUUGACAUAGGGGACAAGCCGCUGAGGAUCAAUGGGGUCAAGGUGUACUCAGAAAAUGUGGAUAAGCGACAGAUCAUUAUGGAUCUGCAGAUCAGCUUUGUCGGCAACACAGAGAUCGAUGUUGACAUCAAACGCUACUACUGCAAAGCCGGCAUCAAGAGCAUCCAGAUCCACGGUGUGCUGAGGGUGGUGAUGGAGCCACUGCUGGGCGAUAUGCCACUUGUUGGAGCUCUGUCUCUGUUCUUCCUCAAGAAGCCACUUCUGGACAUAAACUGGACCGGCCUCACCAAUAUACUGGACAUUCCUGGGCUCAAUGGCUUCUCUGACAGCCUGAUUCAAGAUAUUAUCUACAGUUAUUUGGUUUUGCCAAAUCGUAUCACGAUCCCACUGGUGGGAGAUGUGGAACUGGCCAAACUACGCUUCCCGAUGCCAAAGGGAGUCCUAAGGAUUCACUUUCUGGAGGCUCAGGAUCUGGAAGGGAAGGAUAAAUUUCUGGGCGGGCUAAUUAAGGGCAAGUCCGACCCCUACGGUGUCCUGCAGAUCGGCAACCAGUUGUUUCAGAGCAAGACUGUUAAGGAAAGCCUCCAUCCCAAGUGGAACGAAGUUUACGAGGCUCUGGUGUACGAGCACUCAGGUCAGCAUCUUGAGAUUGAGCUGUUUGACGAGGAUCCGGACAAAGACGACUUCCUGGGAAGCCUCAUGAUUGAUAUGACUGAGCUGCACAAAGAGCAGAAGGUUGAUGAGUGGUUCGAUCUAGAAGAAGCCCCCACUGGGAAACUCCAUUUGAAACUGGAGUGGCUGUCUCUGCUCUCCACUCCUGAGAAGUUGGACCAGGUGCUGCGGAGUGUGCGUGCAGACAGAAGCCUGGCCAAUGACGGACUGUCGUCAGCACUGCUGGUGGUCUAUCUGGACUCAGCCAAGAACCUGCCAAGCAACCUGUCAGAUUUCACCUAUGACGGGUUGAAGCAAGUCUCAGUCUUUAAGGCCCUGAAGUCUGCCAAGAAGAGUAGCAGUGAACCCAGCCCUUAUGUUCAAUUCACAGUUGGACACAAAACACUGGAGAGUAAGAUCCGGUACAAGACGAAGGAGCCUCUGUGGGAAGACUGUUUCUCCUUCCUCGUCCACAAUCCCAGGAGGCAGGAGCUCGAGGUGGAGAUAAAAGAUGACAAGCACAAGUGCACCCUGGGUAACUUGACGGUGCCGUUGAGUGGCCUGCUGGUGGAGGAGGACAUGACGCUGACUCAGUGCUUUCCUCUGAAGAACUCGGGGCCCAGCUCCACCGUCAAGCUCAAGAUGGCCCUCAGGAUCCUGUCCUUGGAGAAGCAGGUUUCCUCAGACCAGCCUUCGUCCGUCCAGGUCAGGAAGUCCAGUGUGCCGCAGCCGGCCGCCGCCCCUUCCCCGAGACCGUCGUUCUCAGAUUCCCUGCUGUCGCCACCCACACCUCCGCCGCCGAUAGACGCUUCCACGCUCACCCUCCAGCACAGGGAUGGCGAGCCGUACUCAGCCAGUCCUCGCCGCAGCACCUCCAACCUGAGCACCUGCAUGUCCAGCUCCCAGAAACACCUGCCUCACAAGGAGUCCACGCCCAGCCUGGCCUCGGAUAUCUCGCUGCCGUUUGCCACCUUGGAGCUCCAGCAAAGACUUCGACAGUUGCAGAACGGCUCGGCCCCCAGCCAGUACCCCCUGGGUGAGGUCCAGCUGACCAUUCGACACAGCUCCCAGAGGAACAAGCUCAUUGUGGUGGUGCACGCCUGCCGUAACUUGAUAGCCUUCACCAAAGAUGGCUCUGAUCCCUUCAUACGCCUCUAUUUGCUGCCUGACAAGAGCCGGACGGGGAGGAGGAAGACGAGCACAAUGAAGAGGACCCUUAACCCUGUUUAUGAUCAGACGUUUGAGUUUAGUGUCUCUAUGGUGGAGCUCCACAGAAGAACUUUGGAUGUAGCAGUGAAGAACGGAGGGAGUAUUUUGUCCAAACACAAAGGGCUUUUGGGAAAGGUGCUGGUAGAUUUAGGUGGGGAUGAUAUAUCAAGAGGAUGCACACAAUGGUAUGAUCUGAGUGAAGAUGGUCUGUCGUCACAAGGCAUAAGAAGAAUCCAAGACCCCCUCCUCACGUAGUGAAACCCCCUCUCACCUCUCUGCUGUAAAAUAGUCAUCUUGUUAAAGGGCACAGCAUUCAGUUGUAUUCAUAUUUUUCAUGUAGUUUACAGGAAUAAUUUCAGCAUGUAAGAAGGUUUUCAAGCAUUUCCUGUUAUUAUUUCAUGUUGAAGAUUGGAAGAUACUGUAACAUAUUGCAAUGCAUCGAGACACACAAACUGCCUUGUCUCUCUUUUCAGUGUUUUGUGUAAAUAUUGCAGAUGUAUAGUUACAAGAACUUGCAGGGGUUUUCAUGGCAUUAUACUUUCUAUUAAAAUCUGUCACAAUUCUUACCACUUUCCGUCCAGGUUGUUUAAUGUCUGAGAAAACCUCGUACCAAAGGAACAGAUACAAUCACGAAAGUAGGCUUAAGUAGCAGUCUCGACUUUGGUGUUUUGUUUUUGUUUGUUUCUGUUAUGCAGUGUUAUUUGAUUGUUUACCUCCUGUUGUUCUUUAUGCUUGAUUACAAACGUGGAAUGCACAUUAUGCAAGGAAUAAAGUGAUUGCUCUGUAUAUGAUAAGAGAUUGUGCAAUAUUGUUUGUUCUGAGAUAAUGCAGACCUGUGGACAUUUUAGGGCUAUGAACAAGUGCUGUACAAUAUGAACACUGCAAAGGAUACUUGAAUAUGGGUUUGAUUGUUCUCAAACCAAAACGCGAGUUGAGCGAACUGCAAAGUAUGAGCAGAGCCAACAAUUAUUGCAUUUUUACGAGCAGGGCUGCUAGAAUCUGUUGCUAAGAUGAUGCAUCUGUGUCAUGCUUGUAUAUGUUUUGCAAUGCGGUUAUAACUGUUUGUUGGAGCUUUUAAUAAAUACUUGUAAUCUAUCCUGUGCCUUAAAAACCCAACAUGUCAAUUUUUUUGCCUUCUUAAUGUUAUUAUCUUGAAUGAUGCCUCAUGGCUUUUGAAUAAAUGGUUUCUCUUGUGAA
This is a messenger RNA of Acanthochromis polyacanthus (spiny chromis), 3956 nucleotides long. It is a transcript of the gene esyt2b, whose product is annotated as extended synaptotagmin-like protein 2b. Gene Ontology annotation, biological process: lipid transport. Gene Ontology annotation, molecular function: lipid binding. Bases 342 to 3014 code for a protein of 890 amino acids. NCBI's taxonomy places the organism in Eukaryota, Metazoa, Chordata, Actinopteri, Pomacentridae. The record is from RefSeq and is a predicted model, not a curated record. The transcript has 23 exons.